CCAGAUCACAAGGGAUUAAGCUUUGAUAAGGUAUCAGACAAAGUUAAAUCAAUAGUGAAACCUAAAUUGGGAUUAAAUGAAAGAAUUGCCAAAGCUGUAUUAAAUCCACGUCCACUUCCUGAAUUAUCUGGAGAGGUUAUUAAUGUAAAGGAAAUGGAAGAUUUCCCAGGAGCUUAUCCAAAUUUCUUGUGCAAAGAACCCAGUACAACUUUGAUCCGCUCUCCUAUGAUGACGGGAAAAACAAAAGGUCUGAGAAAAUAUCUCAAUUCCUUAACCAAGAAUAAAGCUAAUAUGCCUUGCGUCAUCUGGAUUUCUUACCGAAAAACUCUUAGUAAUGAAUCAAUGGGUAAAAUUAAUGAUCUUAAAUUAUCCGGACUCAGAAUCUGUAAUUAUCAAGAUGAACAGAGCUUGUCCAUAGAUAAGUGGGAUAUUAUCAUAGUUCAAGUUGAGAGUCUCUCUCGUAUAGAAUUCUCAGCCCGUCCGAUUGUAGCUAUUUUAGAUGAAGUCAAUGCAAUUCAACGUCAAAUGAAUAAUGCGCGGGAAUCUGAAAAUGCAAUGCGUGAUGUGUUAAAAUCGGCUCAACAUGUUUUAGCCAUGGAUGCAUUUGCAAAUGAAAGUACACUAACAUUUCUCAAGGCUUAUUGUGGUGAAAAUAUGUGCCUUGGCACUAGCUCCACUAUCCGAGUAAUUGAUAAUAAAUUCCAACCACUUAUAGGUAAGACUGUUGAGUAUCUUUACGACCCAAAUAGUGGAGCUGAAGCUAUGCGAAUUGGGUUUGAAUUUCUCAGACAAGGCAAACCUAGUGCUUAUUAUGGAGAUAUGGAUGGAAAACAACGAAAAAAAGACUUUUUAGAUAUUAAUACUGCUUGGGGUGAACUUGAUUGUGUAGCUUAUAUGAGUACAGUGGAAGCGGGCAUAUCUUUUGAAAAGACUGAUCACUUUGAUGUGCGUAUACUAUCUCUCUAUUAUCAAAAAAAUUCCAAUGAACUUUCUCAUUCGCCAGGUCAUGAAAAUAUUCGUGCUGAACUUGAAAGUGCUCGUCCUACUGAUCUACCUACAGCAAUUAAGGGCCAUCGUGAAUGGGAUAAAAAUAUUGUUUCAUAUAAACUUGAUCAAUCUCCUGCUGUAACAUCAUUCCUUGAAGUUGAACAUCGAAAACGUCUAUCUGAAAGAAAUUUCAUUGAGAUAUCAUGCAGUCUUAUAGCCAGUACGGGUGCUUCUCUUCAACUUAUAAAAAUGGACGAGAGCCAAGAAGUUAUAGGGAAUCGCAAAAGGGUCCGCAAUGAGGUCAGGGUUGAAGCAUCAGUUAUCAAGGAAACGGAUUUUUGUGCUGUUGCAACUUCCCAAAAUCUCAUCCCUGAAGAAGCCGAAAUUCUUAAGUUUGAUCAAGAAUGCUCUAUCCCAGAUACCAUGGCACUUAAACGUUUCUAUUUGCGAAGUCUCUAUACCGGUAAAGAUAUGGAUAUGAGCAUCGAAGAUUGGGAUAAACUUUGUAAUAAAAAAUUUGUGGAACAUUUUGGAUCUCCCGAACCUCGAAAACAUUUCUUACGUCUAUCUCAUCUUCGGAGGCUUGGUUAUGAUGAAGAAAGUGCAAUAGAAGGAUUGGAAGCUAAGGAUCUCGCACAAUGGGAAGACACCUGUUAUAAAGCCGAAGAGAAUUUUGAAAAAUCAGUAGUGGAGGACUUGCGUAAAACUUAUUCAGCAAAUCACUGGAAGGUUAUAAGAGAACUCUUUCAAGUACUGGGCUUUACUGGUAUAGAUGAUAAACGUAUCCUUCCUGGCAAUAUUGUAUCAGAAGCAUUCACACAAUCCUGUGAAAAAUUUAUAGAAAUUCGAAAUCAAUCCUUAUUGCUCUUUGGCUUUAAGUCUCGUGCAAAAGAAAUACCAGAUCUUAAAUCAGCUAUAAAGGCAAUUAAUGCAAUUGUUGGACCUAAAGGACAACAGAUUUGGAAAUAUUCAUAUCAAAUUAACCGAAAACCAUAUAAUAGUCGUGGUUUUGAUAAUCAAGAAGAAGUAAUGACUAGAAAGUUAGAUAAUCCUGAAUAUUACCCUAUAGCUCCAGUUCUUCCAUCAUAUAAGCCAAAGGUAAGUGAUGAGAUUCAGGAUCUUUUCGAUUCUAUACCUAUUAUUAAUAAUAUUACUUCAGAACAUGUUGAGCAUAAAAUUUCUGACUCAUCUAGUAAUGCAAUUGAUGAAAAAGAUUUACCUUUGAAAAUACCAGCCUGUAAUCAAUCUGCUGGUCUUUCCCAAGAUAGAUGCCAUGUUGAUACUACUAUUAGUAAAGCCAGUAUAGUUGAGAAAAAAAUACCCGAAUCCUUAACUACUCUAUCUUCAGAAUUUCUCAUUAAAAAUGAAUCUGAUAUAGACAAUCUUAUCCUUCUUUUACAACAAAAAUUCCAAAUGUCUCAGGAAAGGUUAGAACAAUGGCGAACCAAGAUUGCCUUUGAAUUGCGGGAUAACCAAAAUUACUGGAAAAAAGAGCGCGAGAGUAUGAAUGAAGCUGAGUUCUUGGAACACAAGCGAAAUUUCGAAGCUAAAAUGGGUGUUCCUACUACUCCAUACAAAAAAGAAUUAAAAAACCGCACUUUAGCCCUUAUUGAAUAUGCAUAA
Messenger RNA from Entrophospora candida, 2610 nucleotides. The record is from the annotation of a GenBank genome assembly. Lineage: Eukaryota; Fungi; Glomeromycota; Glomeromycetes; Entrophosporales; Entrophosporaceae.